This is a messenger RNA of Rhodamnia argentea, 908 nucleotides long. RefSeq names its product transcription factor PRE6-like. The record is from RefSeq and is a predicted model, not a curated record. NCBI's taxonomy places the organism in Eukaryota, Viridiplantae, Streptophyta, Magnoliopsida, Myrtales, Myrtaceae. Gene Ontology annotation, molecular function: protein dimerization activity. Gene Ontology annotation, biological process: regulation of DNA-templated transcription; regulation of growth. Bases 189 to 518 code for a protein of 109 amino acids. The transcript has 2 exons.
CCCAAAACCUCCUUCACUACUGUCUCCCUCCCUCCCUUCCUCCCUCCCUCUCUCGCUGUUUCUCCAUUGUUCUCCUUUUGCUCGAAGCUUCUACUUCCUGCGUUUGCUCCUUAAUUACUAGUGUCUGUCCCUUCCUUUCUUUUUCUUCACAAAGCCGCUUCUCAUCUUCGCUUCGACUGUCGUAUACAAUGUCCACCAGGAGAGCAUCGAGUUCUUCGCUGCCGAGGCCAUCGAGUAUAGCCAAGAUCAGCGACGAACAGAUAUCCGACCUCUUGUCCAAGUUACGACAACUCAAUCCUCAGCUCCGCGCCAACCGUUCUGAUAAGGUAUCAGCAUCAAACCUGUUGCAAGAGACCUGCAACUGCAUCAGAAGCUUGCAAAGAGAAGUGGAUGAUCUGAGCGACCAACUCUCGCAGCUUCUGGCUUCAACCGACAGAGACAGUGAUCAAGCGGCCAUCAUUAGGAGUCUGCUACAUCAAAUACAGACACCGGCCUCGUCGUUUCGUCACCGUCAUUAGUCCCGUUUCACGUAGCUGAUCGGUUUACAUAGCUAAAGGUUCGGUCGCUUGUUGCGAUGCUAUACGAACCUAUGACAUACAAUAGAAGGGUUGGUUCGUCUGUACGCUUUCGUGCAACUUUUGAUGUUACAUGUCUAUGUUUUUGCGCAUCUUCCAGGAAGCACAAUAAUUCACUUCUGGGCAUUUCCUGAAGAGACAAGGUUCGAUAUUUUCGUUUACCAUCGAUGGCGACAACUCUUGGAAGCCAAAAUCUUCAUAGAGUUGACGUUUCUUCUAGAUUUUAUACAUAUCUGCUUUAUUUCUCUCGCGAUACGCAGAGAGUGGGGCCUACGUUUGAGCGUGAACUUUGAGAUGUGAACAAUCUCCAGGUCGAAUUGGUCCUGCACAGUG